Molecule: messenger RNA, 2093 nt
Organism: Armigeres subalbatus
Lineage: Eukaryota; Metazoa; Arthropoda; Insecta; Diptera; Culicidae
Exons: 3
Coding region: 172-1920 (582 amino acids)
Molecular function (GO): protein binding
Source: RefSeq, a predicted model, not a curated record
GACAAGGACAACACAACGUAAAACGGAAAUUGGAGAGAUUUUUCACAAAUUUUGUCUUCUUGAGUGGUGUUUUUGAAAUAGAUACUGUGCUGAUUUAUCUGUAAAAAUAGUGAAUAAUUCAUAAAUUAUUAUUUAUCUGAUAAUUAUUGAAUAUAGACAUCGGAAGAAACUAUGGACCAGUCACACUACGAAACAAAAAUCAAAUGUUUCGAAGCGUACGCGCAACAGCUUGCACAGGACGAGGAAUUCAUAAGCCGGAAUCCUUUAUACCGUUUGGCGUCCUUGUUCGCUCCCAUGGAUUCAUUCAAAUACAUGAUGAAAGUCCUGACAUCCAAUCCUCACCUACUGGCCGCGGAUGCGAACAUUCGAACCUACCGAACGUUUGUGGAAACUAAUGGCCAUUGCUUCAGCGAUCAGAAAUAUCACGACGAGCCGAAAUGUUCAAAACGGGCGGCAGAAGUACGACGCUUGGGCAACCAAAUGUAUUCGAAAAAGCAGUUCGGGAUUGCCUUGAACAAGUAUAACGAAAGCAUCUGUGCAGCUCCCACUGACUCGGAGGACUUGGCCAUCGGGUAUGCUAACCGUUCGGCAAUUUACUUCGAAAAAGGAUUGCACGAUGUAGCAUUGGUAAAUAUUGCUUUGGCCAAAAAGCAUAACUAUCCGGAAAGAUUGAUGCCAAAGUUGCUGAUUCGAGAAACGAACUGUCGUUCCAUGCUGGAUGAUCAAAGUGUACCUCUUGUGGGAGGCAAUUUGGAGCCGAAUCCGAGGAUUCCUUGCCUUGCUAAAGGCAUCUACGCUCGACAACAUCCGAAACAGGGGCCCAUCAUGGUGGCCAAGCGGCAAUUCAAAGCCGGCGACGUGAUUCUGCGCGAGAAACCGAUGAUAGCGUGCGUAAAUUGGGAUAAUGUGUUUGCUCGGUGCAAUUACUGCAUUUCCACAAAUUUAUCCCAUUUCAUCCCUUGUCCAAACUGUUCAACGGCGAUGUUUUGUGACGAAGAAUGUAUGCGGAAGGGUCAAAAACUGCAUCGUUUCGAAUGCGGAAUUUGUGCAGUAACCAGCAAGUUGAACGAUUUUUGGCUGGGCCCAAGGCUAUUUUUCCACGGAUUGUCGCUCUUCAACGAUGAUGUUUCGAAGAUGAUGAAAUUUUGUAAGAAGGUUCGAGGCAGCGAUAGCUUUUUCAAUCUGGACUAUUCGAACUAUAAUCCAGUGGAAGAGUUAAGAACCUUUUUGACGACGAAGUCCCGACGUACUGAAGCACCUCUUUACGACAAUAUACUCCAGUUCAAUGCGGGAAUAUUUUACGAGAUGUACAUGAAGAACCCGCUGGUUCAAUCGCUAAUCACUACUGAAGAGCAGAAAGAUUUUAUGCAGCAGUGUUUCGUUGAUUAUCAAGUCCAAAAAAGGAACUUGGCAUUUCGCCAAACCAGCAACGGCCAUCUGUAUCCGAUUGCUUCAUGCUUUGGCCAUUCUUGCGAUCCCAACACCGUAUUGCUGGAGGAGUACGGCGACGAGUUAAGGAUGGUCGUCCUGCGGCCUAUUCGCAAAGGUGAACAGAUUACUUUCUCGUAUGGUCCCUUGUUCGAUCAAGAACCGGCCGCUCAUAGGUACGAUUUAAAUUCGCUUGGAUUUGAUUGCGUGUGUGAUUUUUGCGAUGAACAAAAGCGCUACGAAUGGCUAGCACGGGCCAAACAGACCAGUUGCAUCGACGCAACACACUGGGCUGUCGUCCAGAAGAUCCUCACCGACGAGGACAUGAGUGAUGCCGAUAAAAUGAAUGCCCUGCAGCAGUUUGUUCAACGGUACGGACACAGUCACCCUCAGGAGGAUUUUGCGCGUGCGCUGCUCAUAUAUCGGGAGGCGUUAAGCGAUGUCCAUUCGGCGCAGAUCGAAUUGAUGCAGCGGCGGAAAAUUUGCGGCUGAAGUACUGUUCUUAUUUUUUUGUUUCUUCUUUACAUGGCAAUUUAAUUUGAAGUUGUUUUUUAUACGUUUGGACAAUCAAAUAUGUUUUAUGCUUAUAAUAUGGCCGAUCUGCAACUACUGAAAUGUCUCAGCAAACAACAAUAAAUAAACAAAAAUUAAUAUGGAUAAACAUA